Messenger RNA from Linum tenue, 1518 nucleotides. The record is from the annotation of a GenBank genome assembly. Lineage: Eukaryota; Viridiplantae; Streptophyta; Magnoliopsida; Malpighiales; Linaceae.
AUGGAAUUCACAUUGCUUUGUAACCUCGACGGCCCGCGCAAUGCCGGGAUUUCUUUGCGCCUCCGCUUGCUGCAUGUGUGGCCGUCGAAGUCUCCGGGGGACAACAGGAUCUACAAUUACUGCACUCUUUGGACCGAUAAAACGGGUAUGCUGAUUCAGGGCGUUUCACCAACUUCGAUGGCUGCUGGGAUUCGCCGUAAUCUCUCGGUUGGGAUGAUAUAUGUCAUAAAGUCCUUCGCUCUGAGCAAUCCGCCGAAUCAGUAUCGGUCGUGUUCUUUUGAUUUGGCUUUGGGUCUUUCGCCUUCGACUUCUUUCCUGCCUUGUGCUCUUCCUGCUGAGAGUUUCCCGGUUGAUGCUUACGAGUUUGUGGAUUUCUCCCAGUUAAGUAUUCGUGCCGGUAAUCAUCGUUAUUUGACAGAUGUUGUUGGCAGACUCCAUUCGAUCAGUGGGAUAUCCCACAAGAUCACCAAUAACGGUCUCGCAGUCAAGCAGACGGUUAUUAUUGAGGAUGAAAGUGGAUCGAAGGUCUCGAUUACGCUCUGGGAUGAGUUCUCGGCAGUGUUGGAUCAUGUUGCUCUCACUCAGGCUGACUCAAUUGAAGCUGUCAUAUUGGCAUUUGGCGGCUUGCUGGUUAAUAAGUUGGGGGAUGAUUAUGUCCUGUCCAGUUCGGCCGCUACUCGCGUAGCAGUCAACCCGCCAGUACCUAAGGCUUAUUAUCUUGCAUCUAGGUUUGCUGAGAAACACGAGACUGUUGCGUCCAUGCCAGUUGAGUUUGCUACUGCUGCUGAAGCUACAGCUGAUGCAGAUCGUCGCACCAAGACUUUGGGGCAGUUGGUGGCCUUAUCUAGGACGAACUCCUUGCUGGUCGUCCCUCUUGAUGAUCCUACGGUGGUGGGUGAUUUGCUUGAGUUUUCUUCGCCACGGCCAUCGGCUUCUCCCUCUCUGGGUGCAGCAAGUAGCGUGGGAGGCCCAUCGGGUUCAUCGAGGGCUGCGAAGGGAAAGGAAAAGGUUUCAGAUUCAAUCCCUAUUGAAGUAUCAGCUGUGCCAUUUAACAUCGCUGACCAGGAGGAUGUAAUUGAGAGAUUUUCUAGCCCUGCGCCCAGGAUUUUGCGGGAUCCUAUUCCUAUAAAUGUCGGAGUCCAAUCCAGCGCUCCAUCCACCCAGUCUGCUGCUUCGAUGGUCCUCAGGCGAUCAACCAGGAUUGAUGAGUCGAUGAGUUCUCAAGUUAUUGGUCGUGAUUUAUCUAUGCUUGCUUCAAAGAUUCUCAAGCCUUCCCCCGAAUCAUCUCCUGGGAAGCCCUUAGGUUCAACCGCUGCCUCGCCUUCGGCAUCGCUGUUGGUCUCUCCACUCGCCAAGAUAAAAGUGGAGAAAUUGGAUGAUGGCGAUGUCGCUCAAGUUUCACAUGGUGCUCCCUCGCAGGCAGGAGUUAAUAUGGAAUGGGAUUCUUCAGUGGAUAGUCAGAAAAAUUCGGCGUCAAAGCGAACUGAUCUAUGUUCGAUGGUGCCCUCGGAGUCGUAG